AAUCUAUAGAAUUAGAAAAGGAUAAUAUUGAUUAUCUUCGACCAAUGAUGGAACAACUUACUAAAAAUUAUAAUGUAGAAUUACGAGAUGGAUUUUAUAUUACAAAUAUUGUUACUGGAGAAUGUCCACUAUGCUUAGAUUAUAUUUGGAAUAGCUCAUUUCGUGAUAUUUGCAAACAUUGUCAUGCAGCAAGAAUUUUUUCGAUGGCACAAAUGAAUAAUUCAAAUAUAGUACAAGAAACAAAAGAAAAAUUUGUUAGUUACUUUAAAAAUAAAGAAAGAAUAGUACCUCCCGAUCAAAAAAAUAAUACAAUUUAUCUUGGAUCCAUAGAUGAAGCAUAUAAUGAAAUAAUUCGUCUUUUUAACAUUGAAGGAACAAAAAUUUUUAAUUCUUCAGCAAAGCAAAUAAAUGUUUGUACAAAUCCUUUUCGUCCAUUGGAGUUAAAUCACCAUCAUUCUACAAGAACAGGAUCAUCAGCAAAGCCACGAAAACCUAGUCGUAUAUUGCGUUAUAAUAUAAAUAAUAAUAAUCCCGAAAUUCUUUCAAAAAAAUCAAAGAAAAACUCUAUUAUGACUUUACAAAAUAUUGAUUCACAACAAUCUAGAACAGUAGAUUUAUCCUUUAUUACUCAACAAACUAAUAAUAAUUUUUCUGAACUAGAUAUUGUUGAUUCCGAAUUUACAAUCAAAGAACUUAAACAAAUCAAUAAUAAUUCUUUUGAAUUAACCCAAUCCACAACCCAGGAACCUGAACAAGCUAAUAAUAAUUCUUUUGAAUUAUCUCAAGCCAAUAACAAUUUUGAAUUUUUUAUUUCUUCUAAAUUAUCUCAAGCCAAUAACAAUUUUGGAUCUAUUAUUUCUUCUGAAUUACAAUUUGAACAAGUUAAUAACAAUUUUUCUGAAUCAACUAUUAUUUCUUCUGAAUUACAAUUUACAAACCAAGAAUCUAAUGAAUUAGAAUUUGCUCGCAAAUUACAUUCUGCACGCCAAUAUGUUUUAAAUAUUAUUAAUAAUUAA
Messenger RNA from Diversispora eburnea, 1016 nucleotides. Lineage: Eukaryota; Fungi; Glomeromycota; Glomeromycetes; Diversisporales; Diversisporaceae. The record is from the annotation of a GenBank genome assembly.